AUGAACUUCUUCUUAGACUAUGCAAUUUGUAACCGUGGGACGACCAGCGCCUACGCGCCCAAGGAGUACCAGCAUUUUGAGCAAGGGAGCCCUUCCUUCCCAGCUUGUGCAGGUACCAUUCCUUCCUGUGACAGCUAUCAUUCAGAGGGACGUUUCGGGGUGACAGGGGUGGGCACUGCUGGUGGGCCCAACGCCCACCACCAUCAUCACCACCAGCAGAGCUCAAGCUACCCUCCUCCUCCUCCUCCUCUUCCUCCCAACCCGGCGGGCCUUGGCAUCCCCUUCGCAGGAUCCUCUCCGACAGGAGGAGGAACCUACUCCACAACCCCCGGCCAAAGCUUCGUCAACCAACAAUUCUUCUUCAACCCCUCGGAGACCACUACGGAUGGAGGUUACUUCCAGGCGACAGCCUACCCAGCCGGGGUGGCUGCAGCUCCUGCUCCUGCUACCACUACUGCCACUUCGCUGCCUUCUUCCAGCCUGGGAGGUUUACCUGACGGCUUCCCCUGUGCCCCAACGGGCCAGUUCCAGCCACAUCUCUAUGGGCCUGAACAGGGGGGCUACCUACAAGGGGGAUUUGGCAACGUUUCUCCACCUUUGCACGACAACAAAGACCCGAGGGCCCAGCCAUGCCCCGUGGCUGCCGCCGCCAACCUCACCGCCAGCCAAACCUUUGACUGGAUGAAAGUGAAACGGAAUCCACCCAAAACAGCGAAAGUGUGCGACUACGGCUUGGCCGCGCACCCCAGCACCAUCCGGACCAACUUCACCACCAAGCAGCUGACGGAGCUGGAGAAGGAAUUUCACUUCAGCAAGUACCUCACGCGAGCGCGGCGGGUGGAGAUCGCCGCCACCCUGGAGCUCAGCGAGACCCAGGUGAAGAUCUGGUUCCAAAACCGGAGGAUGAAGCAGAAGAAGAGGGAGAAGGAGGGGCUGGCCGGCCCGCCCGCCCCCCGCGGCCUCGCCAAGGAACCGGCCGAGGCCGCCUCGGAGGGAUCCCCCGACAGCAGCUCCUCUACGCCCGACGCCUCCCCCGGCUCGGUAACCUCUUGA
This is a messenger RNA of Pogona vitticeps (central bearded dragon), 1053 nucleotides long. It is a transcript of the gene HOXB1, whose product is annotated as homeobox B1. Gene Ontology annotation, cellular component: nucleus. Gene Ontology annotation, biological process: regulation of transcription by RNA polymerase II. NCBI's taxonomy places the organism in Eukaryota, Metazoa, Chordata, Lepidosauria, Squamata, Agamidae. The record is from RefSeq and is a predicted model, not a curated record. Gene Ontology annotation, molecular function: DNA-binding transcription factor activity, RNA polymerase II-specific; RNA polymerase II cis-regulatory region sequence-specific DNA binding.